Messenger RNA from Ricinus communis (castor bean), 4166 nucleotides. Its product is annotated as importin beta-like SAD2. Gene Ontology annotation, cellular component: nuclear envelope; cytosol. The coding region runs from base 313 to 3411 and encodes 1032 amino acids. Gene Ontology annotation, molecular function: small GTPase binding. Gene Ontology annotation, biological process: protein import into nucleus. The transcript has 22 exons. Lineage: Eukaryota; Viridiplantae; Streptophyta; Magnoliopsida; Malpighiales; Euphorbiaceae. The record is from RefSeq and is a predicted model, not a curated record.
UAGUAGCGACAAUGUAUUUGUUAUAUUUGUAGUUAAACAACCGUAAACCCUAAUGAUUUAAAUACACUCUCAACACACUCUAGCUGUCUCUCUCCGCAACUCUCUCUCUCUCUCUGUCUCUCUCUCUCUCUCUAAACCCUAGACGCCAAUUCUGUUUCAGUGUUUUGAGCUCCACCGUCACCUAGGGUUUAGAUUUUAGAUAAUAGUAUUUAUAAUAAUUACAAUUAUAUUACUUAAAAAAAUCAAUAUCGAUUCUCGAAUUUAAAAUUUAAAAAUUUUCAAGUUUCAAUUGUAGUUUGAUAAUUCAAAGAUAUGGAUCUCCCGAGUCUCGCUCUCACUCUCCAAGCUGCUCUUAGCCCUAAUCCCGAUGAACGCAAAGCCGCCGAGCAAAAUCUCAAUCAGUACCAGUAUGCGCCUCAGCAUCUUGUGAGGUUGUUACAGAUAAUAGUGGAUAAUAGUUGUGACAUGGCAGUACGACAAGUUGCUAGUAUUCAUUUCAAGAACUUUAUUGCAAAGAACUGGGCGCCACAUGAGCCUGAUGAGCAAUCAAAGAUAUUGCAAAGUGAUAAAGACAUGGUGAGGGAUCAUAUCCUUGUGUUUGUUGUUCAGGUUCCACCUUUAUUGAGAGUACAGUUGGGCGAGUGCCUCAAGACAAUUAUACAUGCUGAUUACCCAGAGCAGUGGCCACGGCUUCUUGAUUGGAUCAAGCAUAAUUUACAAGAUCAGCAAGUAUAUGGAGCUUUGUUUGUGUUGCGGAUUCUUUCCAGAAAAUAUGAGUUCAAGUCAGAUGAGGAAAGGACACCUGUUUAUCGCAUUGUUGAGGAGACUUUCCCGCAUCUUCUCAACAUUUUUAACAGGCUGGUCCAGAUUGCGAAUCCUUCAUUAGAAGUAGCAGAUCUGAUCAAGCUUAUUUGUAAAAUAUUCUGGUCAUCUAUAUAUUUGGAGAUACCAAAGCAGCUGUUUGAUCCUAAUGUCUUCAAUGCCUGGAUGGUUCUUUUCUUAAAUGUUUUGGAGAGGUCUGUUCCUAUUGAGGGGCAGCCUGUGGAUCCUGAACUCAGGAAGUCUUGGGGGUGGUGGAAGGUGAAGAAAUGGACAGUUCACAUAUUGAACAGGCUGUACACUCGGUUUGGAGAUUUGAAACUUCAAAACCAAGAAAACAGAGCUUUUGCCCAAAUGUUUCAGAAGAGUUAUGCAGGGAAGAUUUUGGAGUGCCACUUGAAUUUGUUGAACAUGAUACGGCUUGGUGGUUAUUUACCUGACAGAGUUACCAAUCUAAUUCUUCAGUAUUUAAGCAACAGUAUUUCAAAGAAUAGCAUGUAUACUCUCCUGCAGCCGCGACUUGAUGUUCUGCUGUUUGAGAUAGUCUUUCCUCUCAUGUGCUUUAGUGACAAUGAUCAAAAGCUUUGGGAUGAAGAUCCGCAUGAAUAUGUGAGGAAGGGUUAUGAUAUCAUUGAGGAUUUGUACAGUCCAAGGACUGCUUCAAUGGAUUUUGUCAGUGAAUUGGUUAGGAAACGUGGGAAAGAGAAUCUUCAAAAGUUUAUUCAAUUUAUUGUAGAAAUUUUUAAGAGGUAUGAUGAGGCACCAGUAGAAUAUAAACCCUAUCGACAAAAAGAUGGUGCCUUGCUGGCUAUAGGAGCACUUUGUGAUAAGCUGAAACAAACUGAACCCUACAAAUCUGAACUGGAGCGUAUGUUAGUGCAACAUGUUUUCCCUGAAUUUAGCAGUCCUGUUGGUCAUCUUAGAGCAAAGGCUGCAUGGGUUGCGGGACAAUAUGCACACAUUAAUUUCUCUGACCAGAGCAAUUUCCUUAAAGCCUUGCAUAGUGUUGUUUCUGGGUUGCGUGAUCCAGAGCUUCCUGUUCGUGUUGAUUCAGUGUUUGCAUUGCGAAGCUUUGUUGAAGCAUGCAAAGAUUUAAAUGAAAUUCGCCCUAUUCUUCCUCAGCUACUUGAUGAGUUCUUUAAACUAAUGAAUGAGGUGGAGAAUGAGGACCUGGUUUUUACUCUGGAAACUAUAGUUGAUAAAUUUGGCGAAGAGAUGGCACCCUAUGCUUUAGGAUUGUGCCAGAAUCUGGGGGCUGCAUUUUGGAGGUGUAUGAACACUGCAGAAGCUGAUGAUGAAGCUGAUGAUCCUGGUGCUUUGGCAGCAGUUGGUUGUUUACGUGCCAUAAGCACAAUUCUUGAAUCAGUUAGCAGGCUUCCUCACCUUUUUGUCCAGAUUGAGCCAAUUUUGCUUCCUAUAAUGCGUAGAAUGUUGACAACUGAUGGUCAAGAGGUGUUUGAAGAAGUUCUGGAAAUCGUUUCGUACAUGACCUUUUUCUCUCCAUCGAUAUCCCUGGAUAUGUGGACUCUUUGGCCUUUGAUGAUGGAAGCAUUGGCAGAGUGGGCUAUUGAUUUCUUUCCAAAUAUUCUGGUUCCCUUGGACAACUACAUAUCAAGGGGAACUGCUCAUUUCCUCGCAUGCAAGGAUCCAGAUUACCAGCAAAGCCUUUGGAAGAUGAUUUCGUCUAUCUUGGCAGAUAGAAAUUUAGAGGAUAAUGAUAUUGAACCAGCUCCAAAACUUAUUGAAGUGGUUUUCCAGAAUUGUAGAGGCCAGGUGGAUCAGUGGGUUGAGCCAUAUUUGAGAGUCACCGUUGAGAGGUUAAAUAGAGCAGAGAAAUCAUACUUGAAAUGUCUUCUCAUGCAAGUGAUUGCAGACGCCCUUUACUAUAAUGCAGCUUUGACGCUAGGGAUACUGCAAAAGCUUGGUGUUGCUACUGAGAUAUUUAAUCUCUGGUUCCAGAUGUUGCAACAAGUGAAAAAAAGUGGUGUACGUGCUAAUUUUAAGAGAGAGCACGACAAGAAAGUUUGUUGUUUGGGAUUGACAUCACUACUUGCACUACCUGCUAAUCAAUUACCUGGAGAGGCUUUGGAUCGUGUUUUCAAGACCACUCUUGAUCUCCUUGUAGCUUACAAGGAUCAAGUUGCAGAAGCUGCAAAGGAAGCAGAAGCUGAAGAUGAUGAUGAUAUGGAUGGUUUCCAAACUGAUGAUGACGAUGAUGUUGAUGGGUCUGACAAGGAUAUGGGAGUUGAUGCUGAGGAUGGGGAUGAAGCAGACAGCAUUAAGCUUCAAAAAUUAGCUGCACAGGCAAAGGCUUUCCGUCCACAUGAUGAGGAUGAUGAUGACUCAGAUGAUGACUACAGUGACGAUGAGGAGCUACAAUCACCAAUUGAUGAGGUGGACCCUUUCAUCUUCUUUGUUGAUACUAUCAAAGUCAUGCAAGCAUCAGAUCCAUUGAGGUUCCAGAAUCUUACACAGGCUCUGGACUUCCAUCACCAAGCGCUUGCAAAUGGUGUUGCCCAGCAUGCUGAACAGAGAAGAGCAGAGAUUGAAAAGGAAAGAAUGGAAAAGGCAUCGGCUACUGCUGCUUCAUAACCUUGGAUACAAUGUGGCUUAAGUUUGCAUCGCUUUCACAUUCCUUGCCUACUCCAUUCAUAUAGGAAUAUUUUAGAAGGAACAAGAGUCAAUAUCAGUCUCUUUGAAGCAUUUGGUUGGUUCCAAGCUCAUGGGUUCACUAGGCCUGGAGGUUUGGUUCAAGAUAAUUUGGUGCAUUGCAUACAUACCUGAGUUCCCAUUUGCUCAGCAGAUCAUGAGAUUAGGGAACUUGGAGCUGCGACUCUCUACUUGGUUUUUGGGUAAUAAUCAUUUAGCGAGUCUGGCCAAUUCUACGUCAGAGGAGGCCUAUCACAUCAUGUUUGUGUUGUCAUUUUGCUCAUUUUUUUUUUCUGGCUUAGAAAAAGAAUAUUUUUUGGGAUCUCCUGUGCUGUCGCCAUUUCUUUGCAGUUGCCUACCGUGAAUAUUGGUUUAUGAUCCUUUGGUCUUGAUGCUUUUCAUGUUUGAAAACAAGGAGGGUGUCAGGGGAAUAGUUUGAGGUCUGGUCAUGGUACAUGGAUGGGAAUCAUCUGGGUUAGAUAAUGGCUGUAAUGAUAAUUUUUGGUAAAGAGUAGCAAAAUUUUUUCUUUUCUUUUUCUAAAUUUUGUAACGCGAGUAUAGUCCACGAAUGGGUUCUGGAGUUUUGGGUUUAGUGCAGGGGGCUUCCAAGGGUGGCUUGCUGCUGAUUGUAAAACAUCAAAUAUUCUUUAUAUAAUGUGCUUUAAUGAAAGAAGAAGAGGGAGGAAUUGGUUUGUGUA